GACAGUAUUAUCAUUAUAGUCAGAUAUUAGGAGAUGUACAUGCGAUGCAAAAACAGUUUUGCUAAUUUGCACAGAAAAUGGGCAAAUUGGCACAGAAGUUAGAAAAGAUGUGGUAUUUGAGGAUGAUCAGUCAAUCGUUUUCCGAGAGUGACAAAUUGACUGGCGGCAGACAAUGUUGGUAAGGUUGAUGGACAAUGACUUGUCUCAACUAGGCCGAAAUGCGAAUCUUGUACAGUGCGCCAGUCAUUGUAUGAGACCUAUACAAUGCUGAGAAUGAACUAUAAAAACCAUCAGCAUCUCAUCUAUCGUCAGCAUCGGAACUCAAAAAGCAAUCUUCACGCUCGCAAUGCGAGCCUUCCCAUACACAUACAAGAACCUUCCUCCUGACCCACCACGGAGCCCCGGCUCUUCCCCACGUCACACCAGACUUCAGCUAGCAUGAUCUUCAUUUCGACCGCCCCAGAAGAGCUCAAUGACCUCUUGAAGCCCUUCGAUCUUACACCCGAAGGCCUCAACCUCGAGUUCGAGGGCGUAUCACUGACACUUGACGGAGAAUGGGCCAAUCCUUACGAGGCCGGCCGCCUACUCUUCACAGCCGAGUUACUAGCUUACACUAUCAUUUCCCGCUUCUCGCAGGGGAUGAGCAUCUUCAAAGUCGAGGAGGAAGCGCGAAAUUUCCUGGAAGCGCGGCUGAAUGAUGGCACGAUCUCCGAAGAAGCUUGCUUCAACCUCAAUCCCGAAGAGAUAUGCUUGAGCAUCGGCGCCCUCACGGGGGAUGCCAGGGACGGAGAUCCUAUCUUGGAGGGUUGGACGCGGGAGGAUGAAUACUGGGUUGUCGAGCGCAUCGUAAUCGCAGCGCUGAAGAUUGUCGCGGUGGAGACACUGCCAUUCAUCGAUGGAGAGGGGACCGGGGCACUAGAGAAAUGGGAUGACGAUGAUGUCGAAGAAUUCGAGCGCGGGUAUCGCGAUGGCGAUAACCCGCCCGAGGAAGAGCUCCCGCCCAUAACCCUCGAAGCGGUGGGCGAGAAGAUAGAUAUUUCUGACUUCGCUCGUCGAAUUGAGUGCCCGUUGCCUCCUGAUAUGUCUUGCGCUAUCUGUUUGCUUCCGCUGGCGGGAGCUGCGAAUAGCGGAGACUGGUCAGCGAGGACCUCUUGCGAUCACUAUUUCCAUGAUGGCUGUUUGAGCAACUGGAUUAAUGAGAGUGCGCAGGCUAACAGCCAUCGAUGUCCAUGUUGUCGCACGGAAUUGUGCGAUAGACGCGAGCGUCGCCCGAUUGAUGAUUAGAACAGCUGAGAAAUGACCCUGAUCUACUGUUCUGAACCUUGUUUGAGCACUCAACCUGAUACUUCAACGGCGUCCGGACUUUCG
Messenger RNA from Mytilinidion resinicola, 1368 nucleotides. RefSeq lists its product as uncharacterized. Lineage: Eukaryota; Fungi; Ascomycota; Dothideomycetes; Mytilinidiales; Mytilinidiaceae. The transcript has a single exon. The record is from RefSeq and is a predicted model, not a curated record. Gene Ontology annotation, biological process: protein ubiquitination. Bases 439 to 1284 code for a protein of 281 amino acids. Gene Ontology annotation, molecular function: ubiquitin protein ligase activity.